UGAACCAGCUGAUGAAGGCAAAAUCUGCAAGUCUACUUUCUUAAUUUGUUUACGUCCACCUAAUAAAAUUACAUGGCAAAAAGUAACUUUAAUGAGUUUUGUUGACUAAUUAAUUGAAUUAAUUGUUAUUGAAUUUUUACUUUAAUUCAAGUUUUAUUACACCUGAUUACCGUUGGUCAUUAUGAUUGAUAGUUUGUUUAUAAUUGACAAUCUAGGAGAUAUUUUUCUUCAAAAGCACUGGAAAAAAUUAAUCAACAAAUCCGUUUGUGAUUAUUUCUUCGAUUCAUUGAAAACUCACAACAAAACUAAUGUUAAGCCGGUCAUUGCAACACCACAUUACUUCAUCAUCUCCGUUUAUCGAAAUCAACUAUAUUUUGUAGCUAUUACCAGUAAAGAGGUUCCACCUUUAUUCGUUGUGGAAUUCCUCCAUAGAGUUAUUGAUAUAUUUACAGACUAUUUUGGUGAUUGCAAAGAAUCUCUUAUCAAGGAGAACUAUGUUGUUGUCUAUGAACUUCUUGAUGAAAUGUUGGAUAAUGGGUAUCCUCUUGCAACGGAGUCCAAUAUACUUAAAGAGCUUAUAAAACCACCUAACUUAUUAAGAACAAUUGCAAAUACUGUUACUGGAAAAUCAAACGUUAGUGCAACAUUACCAUCCGGACAGCUUUCCAAUGUUCCUUGGCGCCGUGCUGGAGUCAAAUAUACUAACAAUGAAGCUUAUUUUGAUUGCACCGAAGAAAUUGAUGCUAUCAUCGAUAAAAGUGGAUCUGUCGUAUCUGCUGAAAUACAAGGAUAUAUUGAUUGUGGAAUCAAACUUUCUGGGUUACCCGAUCUUAGUUUAUCUUUUAUCAACCCACGAUUAUUUGAUGAUGUUAGUUUCCAUCCAUGUGUUAGAUAUAGACGAUGGGAAUCAGAAAGAGUUCUUUCGUUCAUUCCGCCUGAUGGAAAUUUUCGAUUAAUGUCUUACACUAUUGGUGCACAAAAUAUAGUUUCAAUCCCUAUAUUUGUAAGACAUCUGAUUUCAUUCCGAGAAGUUGGAGGAGGCAAAAUGGAAAUACGAGUUGGACCAAAGCAAACUAAUGGAAGAACGCUUGAUGGAGUUGUAUUGGAGAUUCCGAUGCCAAAGACGGUCUUGAAUGUAAACCUUUCACCGAACCAAGGAAAAUACUCAUUUGAUCCAGUAUCUAAGCUAUUGGUUUGGGAAAUAGGAAGAAUAGAAACUGGUAAAAGUCCUUUCGUUCGUGGAACCAUUAACUUGCAAAGUGGUUCACCUCUACCUGACUCAAAUCCAACAAUUCUUGUUAAAUUUACUAUUAGCCAAUUCGCAAUCUCUGGUUUAAAGGUCAACCGACUGGACAUGUAUGGAGAGAAAUAUAAACCUUUCAAAGGAGUGAAAUAUAUUUCGAAAGCUGGCAAUUUUCAAGUCCGGACUUAGUUUAAUAAAAAACUAACUUUUUAAUCGCUUAA
Tetranychus urticae (two-spotted spider mite) is the source of this 1464-nucleotide messenger RNA. RefSeq names its product AP-3 complex subunit carmine. Gene Ontology annotation, biological process: vesicle-mediated transport; intracellular protein transport. NCBI's taxonomy places the organism in Eukaryota, Metazoa, Arthropoda, Arachnida, Trombidiformes, Tetranychidae. The record is from RefSeq and is a predicted model, not a curated record. Gene Ontology annotation, cellular component: clathrin adaptor complex.